CAACGCAUGCUUGCCGUCAGCACUGACUCCAUAAUUAAACAGUCAAAGCAGCCUUCGACUUGCUUUCGUAAAACAAAGCCGGGAUGUAAAAGUGAUAAGUACAUUUGACAUCUGCUGGUAACGAUGUAACGACAUGCUCCACCGUCGUAUGAAGCCUACUCUUACACAGAAACAGGAAUUUUGUUACAUCGGACAAGGAAGUUAGACUUAUGAAGAAAGGUGGAAGGCGAGAUCAAAUCGUCUUUGCUCCUAAGAAACACGGACGAUUAAGAGAUGAGACAUCAAAAAAGAACGGUGUAGUAAAUCACGGAUAUAAGGAUGAGGAGGAGAGGUCUAGAGCAGGGUCAACCCUCAGUAACAACACAAGCGGCAGCAUCAACAACAACAACAGAAUGAAACAAGCUAGGGAGGUGACACUUACCAUCGAUACUGGACCACCAGGUGAUCUCGGAGAGCAUGGAUUCGAGCUGACGGGAGGUCGCAAUAAUCCGUACUUCAACAAUGAUCCCGGCAUCUACAUCAUCGAUGUUCCCCCUGGCUCAUUAGUAGAGAAUGCUCUAGACUCUGGUGACCAACUUAUCGAGAUCGAUGGAUUUUCAUUGGCGAAUGUACCACUUCACGUUGCUUAUAAUCUUAUCCGGGCAUCUAACCGAAGGGCUGUCAUCUCUGUCCUCAAGCACCCGGAUAACGAGAUGAAGACCAUACCCGAGGACUCGGACGACAGUGGUCCCGAGAUGGGCGAGGCUGACGACGUGUCUACCGUGGGGAGCUCCUUAGACACCCGCACAUCUGCCCGUGGGGAGGUGGUAGGGGAGAUGGCGGAUGACACGGAUGGAGGCAGGGAGGUUGAGGUGGAUUUCAUGACCGGGAGAAAGGGUCAUCUGGACGAGCUCGACUUUGAAUUCGCGGGUGGACGCGACCAUCCUUAUGUUUCUCGCAAUGGCGGCAUUUUCAUCACCAAGGUUGAGCGCGGUAGUCUCUUAGAGAACGAUUUGUCGCCUGGUGACAGAAUUAUCAUGGUUGAAGGAGUCGAUACGACAAACGUACCACAACACGUAGUAAAGAAUCUGAUCCGCGCUUCCGACGGUAUAAUGACCAUGGUGGUGAGAAAAAUCAACAGAUCCAAGAUGUCCAAAGCGCUGACCCAAAUGCACGACACCACAGACGGUCUGGCCAUCAACGUGAACCGUCUCCCGGGGCUUGGGGAACUUCUCGUAGAAAUCGACUCGGGGAAAAAAGGAUCUAAAGGGAAUCUCGGAUUCAAGAUUACUGGCGGUAGGAAUAAGCCAUGUGUUCCAGGAGAUCCCGGGAUCUUUGUGAAGGCUGUCAAACCUGGCAGUUCUGUCUCGAACAUCCUCAAGCCAGGCGAUAAGAUUCUAUCGAUCGACGGUCAGUCCGUCACCAACGUAUUGCAGGCUCAAGCACACGACCUUAUUAGGGCUGCGGACCGGAAAGUUUGUCUACACAUCAAGGAGGCCAAUGCCCAGAAGGAGACGGUUGACAAAGAAAAGAAAAAAUUCAGUGACCAAUUUCCCGAUGAGAAAAUACAGGAAUUCAAGAUUGCCUUUGAGAUGUAUUGCCGGAAGGAUUACAAGAUACCCACAAAAGCUUUACCCCGCGUCUGUAAAUCACUUGGCUACAAUUACACGCUACAAGACUUGGACUACCUCAUAUCAGGGGAGUUUCACGACGGUAGAGGAAUCACAUUCCCUGAAUUUCUGAAGAUGAUGAGCGAGAUGACGUUUUAUCACAAGACAGACACAGACAUUCUAGACGCGUUCCACGUAUUCGAUCGAGAUAAGAUGGGUUACUUCGAUUUGGACAAACUGAAGGCAGCAUUUGAGAGUAUGCCCGACUCAGACACCAUAGAUGAGGAAGAAAUGGCCUCCUUAAUUGCUAUAGCUGAUUCCAACCAAGAUGGAAAAGUUUAUUUUCAAGAUUUCAAGAAUUUAGUACUUCCAAUCUUCCAUCAAUAUUAAGGGCUGCUGCGUUUAUAUCGAGGCCACAAAUUUUUGGCAAAUAUAUUUUACAUAUUUUUAUGUGUCAAGCAAGAUAUGUUUUAUACACAGAUAUGCAUGCUAUUUAUGUGACAGUCUAUUUAUUUAACUUGUAGGAAUUCCAGCUUGUAAAAAAAGCACUAUUACACCCUCUUUAAUUCUAUAGAAAUUUAACAAAUUUUAAUGAAAACGAAACACUUUUUUAGAUAACAACAAAAUGUACUUUUUUAAGAAACUUAUUUUAAAAUAUAAAAGCUUUCUUUUGGUGA
Molecule: messenger RNA, 2266 nt
Organism: Nematostella vectensis (starlet sea anemone)
Lineage: Eukaryota; Metazoa; Cnidaria; Anthozoa; Actiniaria; Edwardsiidae
Exons: 14
Coding region: 210-1979 (589 amino acids)
Molecular function (GO): protein binding; calcium ion binding
Source: RefSeq, a predicted model, not a curated record